Molecule: messenger RNA, 2461 nt
Organism: Propithecus coquereli (Coquerel's sifaka)
Lineage: Eukaryota; Metazoa; Chordata; Mammalia; Primates; Indriidae
Gene: PURB
Product: purine-rich element binding protein B
Exons: 1
Coding region: 39-974 (311 amino acids)
Biological process (GO): regulation of transcription by RNA polymerase II
Cellular component (GO): nucleus
Molecular function (GO): DNA-binding transcription factor activity, RNA polymerase II-specific; purine-rich negative regulatory element binding; RNA polymerase II transcription regulatory region sequence-specific DNA binding
Source: RefSeq, a predicted model, not a curated record
GCGCGGCGGGCUGUGGCGGCGAGGCGGCAGCCGAGAAGAUGGCGGACGGCGACAGCGGCAGUGAGCGCGGCGGCGGCGGGCCCGGCGGCUUCCAGCCCGCGUCCCGCGGCGGUGGCGAGCAGGAGACGCAGGAGCUGGCCUCGAAGCGGCUAGACAUCCAGAACAAGCGCUUCUACCUAGACGUGAAGCAGAACGCCAAGGGCCGCUUCCUCAAGAUCGCCGAGGUGGGCGCCGGCGGUUCCAAGAGCCGCCUCACGCUGUCCAUGGCAGUAGCCGCCGAGUUCCGCGACUCGCUGGGCGACUUCAUCGAGCACUACGCGCAGCUGGGCCCCAGCAGCCCCGAGCAGCUGGCGGCGGGCGCAGAGGAGGGCGGCGGGCCGCGGCGCGCGCUUAAGAGCGAGUUUCUGGUGCGCGAGAACCGCAAGUACUACCUGGACCUUAAGGAAAACCAGCGCGGCCGCUUCCUGCGCAUCCGCCAGACGGUCAACCGCGGCGGCGGCGGCUUUGGCGCGGGUCCCGGGCCCGGCGGCCUGCAGAGCGGCCAGACCAUCGCGUUACCCGCGCAGGGCCUCAUCGAGUUCCGCGACGCUCUGGCCAAGCUCAUCGACGACUAUGGAGGCGAGGACGACGAGCUGGCCGGCGGCCCGGGAGGCGGCGCCGGGGGUCCCGGGGGCGGCCUGUACGGGGAGCUCCCGGAGGGCACCUCUAUCACAGUAGACUCCAAGCGCUUCUUCUUCGACGUGGGCUGCAACAAAUACGGGGUGUUCCUGCGAGUGAGCGAGGUGAAGCCGUCCUACCGCAAUGCCAUCACCGUGCCCUUCAAAGCCUGGGGCAAGUUCGGAGGCGCCUUUUGCCGGUAUGCGGAUGAGAUGAAAGAAAUACAGGAGCGGCAGAGGGAUAAGCUUUAUGAGCGUCGUGGUGGGGGCAGCGGCGGCGGCGAAGAGUCCGAGGGUGAAGAGGUGGACGAGGAUUGAAAUGGGCAGCUUCCCCUACCGGCCUCCCCCACCCCAUCAUCAACCAUACCUUGGCUGGAGAGUUCCCCUUCUUGCUCAUCCCCAGUGAGCUAGUGGAGAGGGAGCAAGGGAGGCCCCAGAGGGAGAAAACAAACAAAAGAUAAUAUAGUUAAGAGAAAUAACCAUAAGAGAACAGUCACGGACAAUUAGAGAAAAGCAGUAAAGUUCCAAGGAACUGACAGCAACCUGCAAAGAGAGGACAACAGCAUCUCCUCACCUGUGCAAAAUAGCCUCAGCUUCUGUUGUUUCCCAACUGAGUUUCCAAAUCCCAUCGGGAUAACCCUGGAGGGAUAAAUCUUCGCACAUCUGGGCCAAGAAACACAUCUGGGUUACCCAGAUCCAUUGAUAACUGUUGGAUUUGUGUUUUACCUGGGUAAUCUGGUCCAAAAGAUCUCUCCCGGCCUCACUGUUGCAGUCUCUAUCCCUUCACCUCCAUUGAAAUCCACAUUUUGAAUCUAAGUCUUCGUGGAAUCUUUGAGAAGACAGAGGCCUUUGCAGUUGCCGAAUUCUGAGGGUACAGGUUCAUGGAAAGGAAUACAACUUCAAUCAUGGACGGGGCAAAAAUGGUAAUUCAAGAGGCCAUUGGAGAAUACAGAAACAAAUUGGAUCCAUUUUUUUAAAAAUGGUUUUGCUUGGAAGCUGGACCUAGGCCCAUGUCUUUUCUUUGCAGAAUUGUUUUCCAGGAUGCAAAUGGAUUCAGAUAUCAAUGCUUGAACUAGAAUUCAUUACUAAAAUAGUUUUAAAGUUGGCAAACAUUUUUCAAAGAUAAAAGCAGUUUUACAUUGGGGAUUGCUGAGGUAGGCACAAGACAAAGUUGGGCAUAAAGCACAAGGCAAACUGUUUGAGUGGAUUGGUUGCUGCUCACUAAAGUUCUUCCCCUGAUCUCUAAAUACGGAGAUCAUUACCAAGAAAUGGCUUAGGUAUGAAUAAGAGCCAAAUCUCCACUGUGUGAGCCAGUGAAUUAUGGCUAAUUCGGCUGUUACGGCCACUGGUUGGCUGGAUUUUAAACCAUAAAACUUGAAGAUUACCUGCAAAAGGAACAGUGUGGCUAUAAGCCUGAGCUUUAAUGGAAUAUACAUCCUCACGGAAAAGUUGGAAAUAACCAAAACUGAAGUCUUAAUUUACCUUCAGUUAAUCUGUGGAUUUGUUCAAAUACUAAAGAUCCUCAGGUCCAGAAUUCCAGCAUCAUUUAUUCUUUUAAAAUAAAUUUUUAAGAACUUGAUCCAUUGUAUCAGUACCUCACAAUCAAAGUUGGCAGAUGAUGGAUGAAUGAUUCAAGCAGUGCACCCGGUGGAAGCUGAAAUCCAUCUGUGAAUGGAACUGAAGUAAACGUGAACAUGCUGACUAUAUCCUGGAAGCAUUUUUAUACCAUCUUGAAAUUUCAACAAACUGGCUUUUGCCAGUUUAUCCAGCUGUCUUUCAAGAAUAAAAGUUGGGGUUUUCAAGGA